AUGCAGAAAAAUGCGAUCCCACCCGGUCAGCAAGCUCCAUGGGCAUUGAUGAAUGCACCUGGUGUGACUAGUCUAAAAUUAGCGGCAAGCACGAGCAUGGACCCCUUCGACGCUCUGCCCCUGAAAAUGCCGUUCAAGUCACAGGAGUUAUAUCACUACUUCUAUCAAACUGGGGCGGCCUUUGCUGUGGCCCCAUCAGAUCCAAAGGAUGACUGUUUUGCUUUGGCGACGCUGGAUGAACAUGCACUUCGGAGCACGAUUCUGAUAGCUGGUGUUCACUACUUAUGGAACACCGGCAAUUCACAGGCCUAUGAAUCCGCCUUUCUCUUUCACAAGAUUGAGAGUAUACGCAUUAUAAACACAUGGCUCAAAGUUUCAGACUCCAAAACAUUCGUUGUUUGCGUGAGGCAAAUCUUAACAAUAUGCCUGGCCGAGGCUUGUCUUGGCAAUCUUCCAGCAGCAGAGACUCAUCUGAACGGCAUUAUGGCACUUUUCAACAGCCGUACCCAGGAAGAUAGCGCUUUCAAUAGCACCGAUGAUAGAAACACCGAACUUGCUAAUCGAUACCUUCUCCUAGCGUCUUGCUUUGUUCUCAUUUUGAAAAGCCGUCUAGAAGACUUCAUGGUUUUUCGCGCAAGUCAAGGCAUCAACUCCUAUCAGAAUGAUUCAUCAGCUGAGGCCUUGCAACUAAUGAAAAUGUGGCAUGUUAGAGAGUAUGGAGGCCUCAAUACCAGAUUGAAGGCUAUGCGUCUAUUUCCGUACUUCUUCAGCCCGCCUCCACUAAAUCGUCGGCCCAAACCGAUAGAUGCUUUGCCUAUCUUUGAAUGUCUCAAAUCUAUCACAAAGACCAUAGAUCAGUUCCGCAUUAAUCCCACAGCCGAAGGCCUUGACCAAGUUUGGAAUGAGGGCGGCCCAACAAAGCUACUCCUGGUGGUAGUUGAUGCUCACGUAUCAUCCUUGACAAGGAAUGAUGAGAUUUUAGGCUUUUCAAGCGAAGAGAACUUGCCGCAAUCUCAUCUCCAAACCUCGUGGAGCGGCAUACUUGCAACCGCGGCACUAUACAUGCAUAGCGUGCUCAAUAUCGCCAAUGCGGGUGAAGCAAUCGAGUGCCGGCUGCUUUAUCGCAUUCUUCUAAUAAUGAAACAAGACAUUGAUCAGACUCGGGAUGAUCUAAGUGGGGAUCGUGGGGGCCUGUAUCAGACGCUCUGGUUCUGGAAAGUCUUUAUAGGAGCUCUGGCUCUGGGUAGGAGCCAAGGCACGCACAUAGCUAUCGACAUGAAGACUGCCAAGCCGUCUGUGAAAUGCUCCUGUGAGACAAACUUGGAGGAGCUGCAUGAUUGGUUUCGUAAUAAUGUUCGGGCUUGGAGCGUCGUCACUGGGAAAAAAACUUGGAAAGAUGCGGAACCCGUAUUAGCGACUUUAGCAUGGCCAGCUGUAUUGUCUCAAAGUGAAAGGGACUAUGCAGCCAGUUCAUGGGCCGAAGGGAUCUCAGAAUAG
Molecule: messenger RNA, 1497 nt
Organism: Penicillium macrosclerotiorum
Lineage: Eukaryota; Fungi; Ascomycota; Eurotiomycetes; Eurotiales; Aspergillaceae
Exons: 5
Coding region: 1-1497 (498 amino acids)
Source: RefSeq, a predicted model, not a curated record